GAGAGAAACACACAAGAGAUGAAGAAAAUGGCUCAAACUCUAUAUUUCAGUCUGCUUGUCAUUGCUCUCUGUUCAUUAUCUGAAUGCAUUCAGCGCCGCUAUCACUAUAUAAACAUUGAGAAGAACUGGACUGAAGCUCAGACAUACUGCAGAGAGAACUACACAGAUCUGGCCACAGUCAACAACAUCAAUGACAUGAACGAGCUGAAGAAGACUGUGUAUAACAGUGUGGUGUAUGUCUGGAUUGGACUAAAGAGAACAGGUGUUUAUAAAUGGAAGUGGUCUCUGGGUGAUGCUGUGAAAUAUCUGAACUGGGAAACUGAACCAUCAACUGACACAAAUAAUUCUGCUGUUAUGAGAAAUGGAAAAUGGCUUCAGCAGGACUGUAAUGUGCCGUCACAGUUCAUCUGCUACAAUGGUGAGUGA
Molecule: messenger RNA, 426 nt
Organism: Triplophysa dalaica
Lineage: Eukaryota; Metazoa; Chordata; Actinopteri; Cypriniformes; Nemacheilidae
Product: L-selectin-like
Exons: 3
Coding region: 19-426 (135 amino acids)
Source: RefSeq, a predicted model, not a curated record